GUUCCCAUAUCUCUUCCCUCUUGCGUCUCCCUCCCUCCCAUUUAGAUUCCAAUGAGAGCCCUGCUCUAAUACCCUCAUUGUUGGUUACCAUUUCAGUCUGUUGGCGUGCUCCUGAUAGGUUCUGAAAUCAACUUUACCAACUGCACAUUUUUUUCCCAAUGGCCCGCUCUGCCCACAGCAUUGUUAAUAUGUUCUUCUUGUGCUUGAAUAAUGUGAGAUUCUUCUGGUAGCUCAUGUACCUUGUGAUUUGCAGUGAGGCAAAACCUGGAACAUUCCGAAGGAUGCCCAAUGUGCCUAUUUUGAACUAAAGACCAAGCUUCUUAACAUAACGUGUCUUCUCUCUUGCCCUAGGAAUUAAAGCAGGACAUUUCCAGCUUUCGAUAUGAAGUGCUUGACCUCUUAGGAAAUAGGAAGCACCAAAGGAGAAGUUUUUCCACUAGCAGCACCGAACUCUCUCAGAGAGAUGAUACCAAUGAUGGCAGUGGCGGGGCUCGGGCCAAAUCCAAGAGUGUCUCUUUCAAUUUAGGCUGCAAGAAAAAAGCCUGCCAUGGGCCACCUCUCAUCAGGACCAUGCCAAGAGUUGGUGGUGCCCAAGGGAAGUCAAAAGCUGAGUCAUCAAGCAAACGCUCCUUCAUGGGUCCCUCUCUCAAGAAACUGGGUCUCCUAUUCUCCAAGUUUAAUGGUCAUAUGUCUGAACCCAGUUCAGAGCCGAUGUACACAAUUUCUGAUGGAAUCGUUCAGCCGCACUAUAUGUGGCAGGACAUCAAAUAUUCUCAGAUGGAGAAAGGGAAAGCAGAGUCCUGUUCUCAAAGUGAAAUUAACCUCAGUGAGGUAGAAUUAGGUGAAGCCCGGGGCCCCGCUCAGAGCAGUGAAUGCCCUCUAGCCUGUUCCAGCUCUCUUCACUGCGCAUCCAGCAUCUGCUCCUCAAAUUCUAAACUUUUAGACUCCUCAGAGGAUGUAUUUGAAACUUGGGGAGAGGCUUGUGACCUGCUCAUGCACAAAUGGGGUGACGGACAGGAAGAACAAGUUACAACUCGGCUCUAAGUCAAGCCGGUAUCACCUGUUCUGGAACUCAGAAAAUUUCUGAUUUCUUUCCUCUCAGAGGUGACAUAGAAUAUGAUUC
Messenger RNA from Aethalodelphis obliquidens (Pacific white-sided dolphin), 1123 nucleotides. RefSeq names its product short transient receptor potential channel 5-like. Gene Ontology annotation, biological process: calcium ion transmembrane transport. Gene Ontology annotation, molecular function: calcium channel activity. NCBI's taxonomy places the organism in Eukaryota, Metazoa, Chordata, Mammalia, Artiodactyla, Delphinidae. Bases 571 to 1044 code for a protein of 157 amino acids. The transcript has a single exon. The record is from RefSeq and is a predicted model, not a curated record. Gene Ontology annotation, cellular component: membrane.